UCACGUGUGUGAAACCAGGAGGGCGUACAUAUGUAGCUACAACACAUCCCACUGAGAAGCAGACAACGGCCUAACUAGCCUAGUUCACCUCGCUGUCAUCCCAUCACAGAGCUGCACAUUAACCGAGCCGAGGCUAGCCGGCACUAGCAAAGUAACGUUAACUCGUCGGUUUUUUUCCCGGGAGAACAGCCAUAUCAGCCCUCGGGUGUGCUUCACCGAGCUAACAAGACAUUAUCAAGUGAUGAGCAGGGGCUUCUUUCUUCUGGAUGCCCUACUAAGGUUAUCGACAGGGCACGCCGCUUAACAGCACCAAGAGACUCUGCUUCAGCCUUUGACCUCUCGGACAGCACCUUAAGGAUCCAGGCUCUGCCGUUUGUUUGGACAGAGACUUCAUGCUAGCUCCGUGCGAGUUGGACAUACUAGCUAGCUAGCUAACGCUCGGCCUGCAGGUUCGUAUAAGACACCAGCCGUCAGAUCACACUUCCAGCCUGUCUGUGCGAUGGGUUUACUGUCACAGGGGUCUCCACUGAACUGGGAAGAAACCAAGAAGUAUGCCGACCACAUCAGAAAGCACGGCAUCAUUCAGUUUCUCAACAUCUACAACAAGGUGAAGGAACGCCAGAGAGAUGUGUUGAAAUGGGGCGAUGAGGUUGAGUACAUGUUGGUGGAAUUGGAUGACAAGGAUGAAAAGGUUCGACUCGUCCUGAACGGCGGAGAUGUUUUGGAAACUCUCCAAGACCAGGGUGAAAAGAUAAACCCCAAUCACCCCACACUUUGGAGACCAGAGUACGGCAGCUACAUGAUUGAAGGAACCCCAGGGCAGCCGUACGGCGGCACGAUGUCAGAGUUCAACACUGUGGAGGGCAACAUGGGGAAGAGACGACGAGAGGCCUCAUCGGUCCUGAACCAGAAUGAAACCCUCUGCACCAUCACCUCGUUUCCAAGGUUAGGUUGCCCAGGUUUCACUAAACCAGAGCACCGGCCGACCCCUGUUGAAAAGGGAGUGUCGAAGUCACUGUUUUUCCCAGAUGAAGCCAUCAACAGACACCCAAGAUUCAGCACCCUUACCAGAAACAUACGUCACAGAAGAGGAGAGAAAGUCGUGAUUAAUGUGCCAAUCUUCAAAGACAAGUGCACUCCAUCUCCAUUUGUGGAGGAGUUUCCUGAGGAUGAUGGUGAAGCAGCGAGGGCAGCUCUGCCUGAUCAUAUCUACAUGGACGCCAUGGGCUUUGGCAUGGGCAACUGCUGCCUGCAGGUGACAUUCCAAGCUUGUAGCAUUGAUGAGGCAAGAUACCUUUAUGACCAACUAGCAACAUUCUGCCCCAUAGUGAUGGCGUUGAGUGCGGCCUCCCCCUUCUACAGAGGCUUUGUGUCAGAUAAUGAUUGUCGCUGGGAAGUUAUUUCUGCCUCGGUGGACGACAGGACGCAGGAGGAACGCGGGCUCAAGCCUUUGAAAAACAACAAAUACCGGAUCUUCAAGUCAAGAUACGAUUCAAUCGACAGCUACCUGUCUAGCUGUGGUGAGAAGUACAAUGACAUUGAUUUGACGAUAGACGAGGAGAUCUACAAGCAGCUGCUGGAUGCAGGAAUUGACAAACUGCUGGCCCAGCACAUAGCACACCUCUUCAUACGAGAUCCACUCUCCGUCUUUGAGGAGAAAAUCCACUUGGAUGAUGAAAACGAGUCCGAUCACUUUGAGAACCUUCAGUCGACCAACUGGCAGACGAUGAGGUUCAAACCUCCACCUCCGAACUCCGAUAUCGGCUGGAGAGUUGAGUUCCGCCCCAUGGAGGUGCAGCUAACUGACUUUGAAAACGCUGCGUAUGUGGUCUUUGUCGUCCUGCUCACCAGAGUGAUUUUGUCUUAUAAACUGGACUUUCUGAUCCCAUUGUCAAAGGUUGAUGAAAACAUGAAGGUUGCUCAGAAGAGAAACUCUGUCCAGGAGGGCAUGUUCUACUUCCGAAAGGACAUCUUUAAAGGCUGCAACCCAGUCCUUGAUGGCACAGCCUCAGCUGAGAACGGCUUGGAGACUGAUGGUGCUAAUGAGGAGUACACGCUAAUGAGUAUCGACACAAUCAUCAACGGAAAGGAGGGAGUAUUUCAAGGGCUUAUACCAAUCCUUAACUGCUAUCUGGAAAACAUGGAAGUGGAUGUGGACACCAGGUGCACCAUUUUGAAUUAUCUGAAGCUCAUCAAGAAACGUGCCUCAGGCGAACUGAUGACCAUGGCCAAGUGGAUGAGGGAAUUUGUUGCCAAGCACCCACAGUAUAAGCAGGACAGCGUCCUAACUGACAAGAUGAACUACGACCUGUUCAGGAAGUGCGACAAGAUUGCAAAAGGUGAAGAGCAGUGCCCGGAGCUCAUUGGAAACCCAGUAAACCGGUUUAAAUGAGAAGCGCUGCAGAAAUGCACCACCAUUAAACAAACUCGCAUGUAAAGAAAGACCAAAUGUGUGGCUCAGAACUAAAGCGGUCCAAUUUUAAGAGAAUGCAAAACAGCAUGUAUGUGUAUAUAUACAGUAUCAGAUUUUUAUGAUUACAGAAUUUUUUUAAUAGGGUUAAGACAUGCAAAAGGUUGUGUAAUAGAAAUCAGAUGUGUAUUUAUUUUUCUCUGGAAAUAAAAAGGUAUCUGUGUGAGAAUAUAAAUGUAGCAAAGAGUUGUACAUUAGUCUACUUUUAAUCUUGCGUUCUAUAAAUGCUGUACUUCCACUCUUUAAAACAUUAACAUCAUGGGCAUAUUUUUGUUCUGGGUAUGAGCUUUCUUCGCUUUUUGUAGUGAUUUUUUUUUUUUUUUUUUUUUUUUCUUUUGCAUAUUAAGAGAAUUGUUUGCUUUGCUCUGCUGACAUUGUAGUGGGACCUUAGAUGUAGUGCUGCAUUCAAGUGGAAAAGGUGAACUAUUAUUUGCAAUGUGAUGCUGCUUCAAAAUAAAUCUGCACAAGAGGAGUCAGUCUUCUUACAA
Molecule: messenger RNA, 2958 nt
Organism: Perca fluviatilis (European perch)
Lineage: Eukaryota; Metazoa; Chordata; Actinopteri; Perciformes; Percidae
Gene: gclc
Product: glutamate-cysteine ligase, catalytic subunit
Exons: 16
Coding region: 500-2392 (630 amino acids)
Biological process (GO): glutathione biosynthetic process
Cellular component (GO): glutamate-cysteine ligase complex
Molecular function (GO): glutamate-cysteine ligase activity
Source: RefSeq, a predicted model, not a curated record